Messenger RNA from Hippocampus zosterae (dwarf seahorse), 1160 nucleotides. RefSeq names its product G protein-coupled receptor 3 (gene gpr3). Gene Ontology annotation, biological process: G protein-coupled receptor signaling pathway. The record is from RefSeq and is a predicted model, not a curated record. Bases 171 to 1160 code for a protein of 329 amino acids. Gene Ontology annotation, molecular function: G protein-coupled receptor activity. Gene Ontology annotation, cellular component: membrane. The transcript is spliced from 2 exons. Lineage: Eukaryota; Metazoa; Chordata; Actinopteri; Syngnathiformes; Syngnathidae.
GGACCACCGAGACGAUCUCCCCGACCGGGAGUGCACGAAGGACGGAGAGAGAGAGAAAGAAGAAAAAGGAGUCUGCUUCAUUGCUCCUUUUGGAUCUUUACAUUAGAAACAUCAGCAAAAGAGGAAAUCAAACCAUUUUUUCACGAGGUUUGAGUGGUGGUCUGGCAGUCAUGAGACUGAAUGCGUCCGAGCUGCCGUGGGAGGAGUCUUCGGGCGCAGACGCCUUACUGGCAUUGGACCACCAAGGGAGCAAUGCGCCUGUUCAGGAAACCACGGCCCUGACGGCGUGGGGCGUGGCCCUGUGCGUUUCGGGAACCGUCAUCACUGUCGAGAACGCCCUGGUGGUCACAACCAUCCUGGCCACGCCGGCUCUGCGUGCGCCCGUCUUCCUGCUCCUGGCCAGCCUGGGGUUGGCCGACCUCCUGGCGGGCGUGGCUCUGGUGACCCACUUCCUGUUCCUGUUCUGCCUGGCGCCCAGCGAUUGGUCCGAGCUGGUGACGUCGGGGCUUCUGGUGACUUCGUUGACCGCCUCGCUGUGCAGUCUGAUGGGCGUGGCGCUGGACCGCUACUUCUCGCUGAGCCACGCCCUCACUUACGGCUCAGGACAAUCUCGCCGGCGUGCCGCCCUGCUGCUGCUCCUGGUGUGGGCGGGCGCCUGCGUCAUGGGCGCGGGCCCCGCCAUGGGGUGGAACUGCCUGGACGAGCCAGCUUCGUGCUCGGUUGCGCCUCCCCUCACUAGGACGUACCUGUCGCUGCUGUGCGGCGGCUUCCUGGUAGUGGUCGUGGUCACCCUUCAGCUGUACGCCGGCAUCUGCCGGGUGGCGCGGCGCCAUGCCCACGCCAUCGCCACUCAGAGGCACUUCCUGCCUUCCAGCCAGUCGUUUGCCAACAAGCACGGCGGGGGGCGGGGGUUUUCCCGGUUGGUGCUGGUUCUAGGAGUUUUCGUGGGCUGUUGGAUGCCUUUCUCAUUGUGGGGGUUGCUGGGCGACGCGUCCAGUCCGCCGCUGUACACCUACGCCACACUGGUGCCCGCCACCUUUAGCUCACUCCUGAACCCGCUACUCUACAGCCUGAGGAACAAAGACAUACGCAAGGUUCUGCUGGAUGUCUGCUGCCCACGCAGGCAAACUGCCCAAAUGCACUGCCCCGUGGAUGUGUAA